This is a messenger RNA of Puntigrus tetrazona (Sumatra barb), 2532 nucleotides long. It is a transcript of the gene hoxb1a, whose product is annotated as homeobox B1a. Gene Ontology annotation, cellular component: nucleus. The transcript has 2 exons. Lineage: Eukaryota; Metazoa; Chordata; Actinopteri; Cypriniformes; Cyprinidae. Gene Ontology annotation, molecular function: DNA-binding transcription factor activity, RNA polymerase II-specific; RNA polymerase II cis-regulatory region sequence-specific DNA binding. Gene Ontology annotation, biological process: regulation of transcription by RNA polymerase II. The record is from RefSeq and is a predicted model, not a curated record. The coding region runs from base 945 to 1898 and encodes 317 amino acids.
GCCUGUCGAGCAGCUCGUGGUGCACGCGAACUCAUUAGUUUGACUCACAGUCCUAAAGUUUGCUUUAUUUAGUUGGCUUUCGAACGAAAGCUGCAAACUUUGAAGACCGUCUCUCUCACUUCGACAUCCAGUUGGAUCCGAUAAUUAAAAAAAAGCUAAGGGGAAAAAAAUCAAGCGUUCCGCGCAGCGCAUGUUUCCAGAGGCUGUAAGAGAAAAACAAACGCGUUCUUUUCCUGCUCGUUUGGACUCAACAGAAGGCUCGCUGUCGACCUAAUUUCGUUUCGGUAACGGAUCAGUUCAGUGAUUUAAUUAGACGGGUCCGAAGCCAGCCCGGACCGAUCUGUGAACCGUGGCGUCACUUCCAAUUCGAGUGUUAAAGAGAUUUCCUUCCUGAACGCACAUAAUGAACUCUGCGUCGGGCUGCUCUUACAGGCGACGCAGAACAUUGCUCUUAUUGAAGCGGACAAUCACCUAGGCCUAACUCGGGCCGUUCCGGCAUACGAAGAUAACGCAUUAUUUACUAAACCAGAACCUAAACGGUAGAGAUGAGAAGGAGACGAAGACCGAGAUCUCAAUGCAAAAGUCUAAAACGUUCUUUCUUUAUUUCUCUUUCUCUCAUUCGGAGAGCCUUUCACGCAGGGUUUGACAUAUUCUAGCUGUUAUCAGAUUGAUGGGCUGGUUUGAUUGAAGUGGCUUUGUCAUGCAAAUGUCAAGCGCGUGAUGGAUGGUCGCCGUGCGCUGACAAACUUCUGGAGGUCCCCUCACCAUUGGCGCCGUGACGUCUCACGUGACCAGCAGCUGAGGUAAAGAUGUGUUAUAGGGAAGCCCGAGCAAAUACUCCAGAGGUAAGCGUUUCCCCCCUUUCCGCAUGACAUACUGUUGCGAGCUUGCAGGACAGGAGGCUCUCCCGAUCUCUCAGGUUGACCCUCCGCCAUUAAUUGCGCAUGGACAAUUCCAGAAUGAACUCUUUUUUGGAGUACACAAUUUGUAACCGUGGGACGAACGCCUACUCGCCCAAGGCUGGAUACCACCACUUGGAUCAGGCGUUCUCGGGCCCCUUCCACACCGGACACGCAAGUGACAGCUAUAACGCUGAUGGACGACUUUACGUAGGGGGGAGCAACCAGCCAGCAGCAGCAGCAGCACAACAUCAGCACCAGAGCGGCGUCUACGCGCAUCACCAGCACCCAACUCAUCAGACUGGCAUUGGCCUUUCGUACGGUGGCACGGGGACUGCGAGUUAUGGGAGCCAGGCCUGCGCCAAUCCGGACUUCGCUCAACACCAGUAUUUCAUUAACCCCGAGCAGGAUGGGAUGUAUUAUCACUCAUCGGGCUUUUCAAACUCGAACGUCGGCCCUCACUAUGGCUCCAUGGCCGGUGCGUACUGCGGUGCGCAGGGAGCCGUUCCGGCAGCACCUUACCAGCAUCACGGAUGCGAAGGCCAGGAUCACCAGCGAGGCUACUCACAGGGCACCUACGCCGACUUAUCGGCCUCCCAAGAGGGGGAAAGGGACACGGAUCAGUCGCCACCUGGGAAGACAUUCGAUUGGAUGAAAGUCAAAAGGAACCCUCCUAAAACAGCUAAAGCGGCCGAUUACGGACUGGGACCACAAAACACCAUCCGGACGAAUUUCACAACCAAACAACUGACGGAGCUCGAGAAAGAGUUUCACUUCAGCAAGUAUCUGACGCGAGCGCGCCGGGUCGAAAUCGCCGCCACGCUCGAGCUGAACGAGACGCAGGUGAAGAUCUGGUUUCAGAACCGCCGAAUGAAGCAGAAGAAGCGAGAAAAGGAGGGACUGGCGCCCGCUUCGUCCACCUCGUCGAAAGACCUCGAGGAUCACUCUGACCACUCGACCUCAACCUCUCCAGGAGCUUCUCCGAGCCCUGACUCCUAACCGAGGACAUCGACUCCGGGGGCAGAGAACAGCAGAUUCGAAAUAUAUCGCAAAGUCUAUUAAUUUAAGCAUUCCACUGUGUGCCCGAAAGAUCUUCUCGUGUUUUGUGUAUGAUGGACAAAAUCGAACUUUAGGCUAAAAAGCGAAGAGCAAAGAGGCUUUUAGCACAACAAUGAACAUAGUCACACCGUCUCCUCGAACAAGCGUUCCGAUUUUUUUUUUUUUUUUUGGAAACGUUUGUGCGCGUUAUACAGGGUAUUUCUAAAUGAUAAAUAUAAUGCACUUUCAUAAUGUUUACACGUCUCUAAACGAACCUAACCGACUUUACAGGGAGCCUGUCGUGUUGUCAAAAUAUAUGUAUUGAUGUUUUUUUGUUGCGUUUAUGAAAUUGUACGCAUUUAAUAUUUGAGUUUUGAGGAUUGUAGCUAUAGGAGUUUGGACUCCUUGCACUAUGCGUUUGCGGAGUAGGCCUUUACUGAGCACCAGCACAAUUUAGUGGGAAAAUGCGAACGAUUCCUUCUCAGUGUGCAUUGUGAUGUUUCAUUUCAUUUUUCAAUUGAAAGCGAUUGAAUUCGAAUCUUGGGAAAGUUCCAUUCCGUUUGUAGAACAAAAAGGCAAUGCAGGGUGUUUAAAA